Molecule: messenger RNA, 1328 nt
Organism: Brassica rapa (field mustard)
Lineage: Eukaryota; Viridiplantae; Streptophyta; Magnoliopsida; Brassicales; Brassicaceae
Product: acid phosphatase 1
Molecular function (GO): acid phosphatase activity
Source: RefSeq, a predicted model, not a curated record
UAUAUUUAUUUAUGGCCAUUACAGAACAAAGGAUCUUGUCUUCUUCAUUACCCAAAAAGAAACAGUAGCUUUCUGUCUCAGAUUCCUCCUCCAUUGACAAAAGAAAAAAAAAACAGGACUUGAGGGAAAAGUUUGCUGUUUCUAGGGUUUCUUUAUUCCAUUCUAUCUUCUUGAUUGGGAAAAUGAAACUCUUCUCCUCUCCAUUUUUCUUCUGAUUUCGCUUUAAGUCCUGAUUCCUUUCACCAUCGUGGAACUUUAUCAGAUUCUUGAAGACCCUUUUGAAUAUUCUUGAUACCCAUUUGAUCAAAAUCACAUCUUUUUGUUUCCGGCAUUACACGAUGCGGAUGCUUGUGAGUCUUCUUGUCUUGUCCUUGUCCUCUCUCGCGCUUUCAAACGAAAACGCCACCUCGUACGUCCUUCCGCGACCGUUGAUCUUCGAGACCCAGGAGCUCAAGAGCGCCGUCGACGACGAUAACGUCAAUGUGAAUUGCACGAGCUGGAGAUUCGCGGCGGAGACGAACAAUCUCGCGCCGUGGAAGACGAUUCCGGCGGAAUGCGCCGGUUACGUGAAAGAUUACCUGAUGGGUAGAGGCUACGUCGUCGAUUUGGAGAGGGUCUCGGAAGAGGCUAACGUGUACGCGAGCAGCUUUGGGUUUAGCGGUGACGAUGGGAAGGAUACUUGGAUCUUCGAUAUUGACGAGACUCUCUUGUCGAAUCUUCCUUAUUAUUUGGAACACGGUUGUGGGUUGGAAGUUUUUGAUCAUACGAAGUUUGAUAAGUGGGUGGAGAAAGGAGCUGCACCUGCAAUAGCACCAAGCUUGAAGCUUUAUGAGAAGGUUAAAGAUUUGGGGUACAAAGUCAUCCUGCUUACAGGGCGAAGAGAGAACCACAGGGUUAUCACUAUCGAGAACCUGAUCAAUGCCGGUUUCAAUAAUUGGGACGAGCUUAUUCUGAGGUCGUUGGAUGAUGACCACAAAACGGCGACCAUAUUCAAGUCAGAGAAGAGGGAUGAGAUGGUGAAAGAAGGGUAUAGGAUCAGAGGCAAUUCAGGUGAUCAAUGGAGUGAUUUGUUGGGUUCUGCCAUGUCUCAACGCUCUUUCAAACUCCCAAAUCCCAUGUAUUACAUCCCAUGAAGUGGGGGAAAACAAACUCUUAUUCGAUAAGGCAAUUCAGGUGGCCUACUGUUUUUGAAGUUUGGGUUGCCAUUGUAAUUCCUUGCUAUAUAUACAUAUGUACCAAUGACUGCAUCAGUUAUAUCUAUGUUAAGAGCUUAAUGCCAACAAAAAUAUAGACACGAUAUGUUCAAUCCAACCACCAUAUUAGAGAUC